AUGGCGCAGCCUGCCGCACCCGCUGCCCCGCACACGCCCCCGCCGCCGCCGCGCUUCGAGCUGCUGCCGCCCGCGUACCCGGCGGCGCUGCUGCUCUCCUUCUGCGUCGCGCCGCUCGCACUGCACACGCCGGGCCUCUACGCGCGCUGCGUGCGCCCCGCCCUCGCGGCGCUGCUCGUCUCGACGACGCAGGCCGGCAGCUCGCUGCGCUCCCUCGUGCUGCCUGCGCCGCCGCCCAGCGACGCCCCCACGGCGCGCCCGCCAGUGCUCGACGCAGCGCACGUGCCCUCGCUGCCGAGCCCGCGUGCCGCCAGUGUGAGUACGACGAGCCUUGGCGAUCGGGCCGGCGCGCGCGGCUGA
Molecule: messenger RNA, 360 nt
Organism: Tilletiopsis washingtonensis
Lineage: Eukaryota; Fungi; Basidiomycota; Exobasidiomycetes; Entylomatales
Exons: 1
Coding region: 1-360 (119 amino acids)
Source: RefSeq, a predicted model, not a curated record